Messenger RNA from Fundulus heteroclitus (mummichog), 5192 nucleotides. RefSeq names its product PITPNM family member 3 (gene pitpnm3). Gene Ontology annotation, biological process: phospholipid transport. Lineage: Eukaryota; Metazoa; Chordata; Actinopteri; Cyprinodontiformes; Fundulidae. Gene Ontology annotation, cellular component: cytoplasm. The record is from RefSeq and is a predicted model, not a curated record. Gene Ontology annotation, molecular function: metal ion binding; phosphatidylcholine binding; phosphatidylinositol transfer activity.
GGUGGGCAUGACAUGUGAGCAAAGUCUGCACAGAUACAAGGCGCAGUCAAAGUAGCUAUGUCCGCGGCGCGGCGCUCCGCCGGACUUUGCACAGGUGAAUGAGAAGCUCCGCCGCGGCUUCGAGCCCCUUUUUUCUUCCGCCGCUGUCAGAGAUUCGGAGGUGGAGGAGGGGGGUGUGUGUGCGGAGCGACGAGGCAGUGCCCGCUACAGUCAUCCAGGUGAAGCCGCCAGGAGAGGGGCGGAGGGAGGCAGAGCUGCCGCUUAAUUAACUCUCCGACGAGCAAGAAGACAGGGACGGUCUGCGGAGACAGGUGCGCACCGGAGAGGACACUAUGUCAAAGGAGACAAAAGGGAGAGGUUCAGGCCGAAAAUACAGCGCCUCUCACUGGCGUCUGCAGAACAUCGCACAGGAAUCCGUUGAAAGCUCCGAUGAGGAGUUUUUCGACGCCAGAGAUGUUAUGGAGGGAAAGAGCGCCAUUCUGCUGGGCAUGAGUCAAUGGAACUCAAAUGACCUGGUGGAGCAGAUCGAAACUCUGGGACAUAUGGAGGACCAGUCGCAUGAGGGUCUCUACCAGCUGGGAGGUCCACGCUGUGCACCUCAGAGCAGCAUUGAAGGGCUGGAGGACGCAGAGAGGAAAUGUAAAACCCAUGUGCUGCUGCUGGUGGUGCAUGGAGGAAACAUCUUGGACACAGCGGGUGGAGACCCGAGCACAAAGGCUGGUGAUGUGGCCACGCUGGCCUCGGUGCUGGAGAAGGUGACACGGGCGCAUUUCCAGGCCGCCCAGGAGCAUGUGAUGAUCAAACUGGUGCCGUGUCCAGCCGUGUGCGCCGAAGCCUUCUCCCUAGUGUCAAAUCUGAACCCGUACAGCUAUGAUGAGAGCUGUGUGUCCAGUAGCGUCGACCACCUGCCUCUGGCGGCGCUCCCGCUCCUAGCUAUUGUGUCCCCACGCUACCAGGAUGCCGUGGCGACCGUCAUCGACCGAGCCAACCAGGUUUAUCGCAGCUUCCUGCAGUCUGAAGACGGCCAGGGAUUUUCAGGGAAGGUUUGCCUGAUGGGCGACUGCGUGGGUGGAGUGCUGUGCUUUGACGCUUUGUGCUUCAGCAACCAACCGAGGCCUGGCAGCCCCAACAGCAGCAGGAACAACAGCACAGAGAGUCUGAAGGAUAACACAGGUCGACUGCAGGAGUUGAGUCCUGGUCUGAGCUCCAGCAAGAGGCUGAGUAAGAGCAACAUCGACAUUUCUGCUCCCAAUGAAGGGCAGGGCGGCGCGUCGCUUAGCCGCAAGCAAAGCGACUCGUACGAUGGAGACACCUCUUCCACAGGCCAGCACAACUUUUUCUCCAGCAGAAAGCAUCCAAAGCAAUCCGGCCGUGUUUCUGGAAGGCGACAAAUCUCACGAAGGUCCAGCCUCGCAGCAUUCCUCUGAGACCAAGACCGAGGGCGAAGGGGGGAGACAGGGGAGAGCUCGUAGAAGCAGUGUGACCAGCGUGGAAGCUGAAAUGUCAGUUUGCUCCAUCAGCCAGCUGGGCAACACCAUCGCCAACAUUUCCAGUUGCUGGUGGGGCUCCAAGAGGCUGGAUUAUGCUUUGUACUGCCCUGAUGUGCUGACUGCCUUCCCAACUGUGGCUCUGCCCCAUCUUUUUCAUGCCUCCUACUGGGAGUCCACUGAUGUUGCUGCUUUUGUUCUCCGCCAGCUCAUGCGAUGCGACUGUGUGAGGACCCAGGAAGCAGACCGCUUGGACUCCGCUCCAUUUUCUCCUUCCAGCCCACGUGAGAAAUGGCUCAGGCGGAGGACACAUGUCAAGCUAAGGAAUGUCACUGCUAACCACAGGGUGAACGAUGUGAUAGCGACAGAGGAUGGACCUCAGACUUUAGUCGGGCGCUUCAUGUAUGGACCCUUGGACAUGGUUACUCUAACUGGAGAAAAGGUUGACAUCCUGGUGAUGACUCAACCUCAGUCUGGCCGCUGGGUGCACUUUGACAUGGAGGUGACCAACAGCAGUGGCAGGGUAACAUACACCAUUCCCAAAAGCAAGAAGCUCGGCUUGGGAGUGUAUCCAGUUAAAAUGGUGGUCAAGGGGGACCAAACCAGCGCAGAGGCCUACCUGACUGUGUUGCCACGGGGCAUGGAGUGUGUGGUCUUCAGCAUCGAUGGAUCUUUUGCUGCCAGUGUGUCCAUCAUGGGCAGCGAUCCCAAGGUCCGGCCCGGGGCUGUUGAUGUCGUCAGGCACUGGCAGGACCUCGGGUAUCUCAUCAUCUACAUCACCGGUCGGCCUGACAUGCAGAAGCAGCGGGUGGUGUCUUGGCUCUCGCAACACAACUUUCCCCACGGGAUGAUCUUUUUUUCUGAGGGGCUGGUGCACGAUCCGCUGCGACAGAAGACCAUCUUUCUCAAAAACCUCAUACAGGAGUGUCACAUCAAGAUAAACUCUGCUUACGGCUCCAUGAAGGACAUCUCUGUUUACAACAUGUUAGGCCUGAGCCCCUCACAGAUCUACAUCGUCGGCAGACCUUCAAAGAAAUACCAGAACCAAUGCCAGUUCCUGAGCGAGGGUUAUGCGGCCCACCUCUCCAUGCUUCAGUUCGGGCACAGAGCCAGACCUAAGAAAUCCCCUUCGGUUCGCAUGGUCCUGAGAAAAGGCUCGUUUGGCCUCUCUGCAAAGCCUGACUUUCUGUGCAAACGCACCCACCUGCGCAGGACAAUGUCGGUCCAGCAGCCUGACCCACCCUGCACGCCCAACCCCAAACCAGAGCGGGCCCAGAGCCAGCCGGAGUCAGAUAAGGACACCGGGAGAGUAGGCUCAGGAGCAGGCGGAGGAGUUGGACAAAGUGUGUGGGGACGGGCCUCCAUGCAUCGUGGAGACACCACGCCCUGACACCGAGAAGAUGGAAGGAUUUCUGGAGGUUUAAGAAGUGGAGAACAAAUGGGUCUUAGUGUCCUGGGUCAAGCGUCUACUGUACACCCGUGUCUACCGUACAUUGGAGUUUGCUGGCAAUCCUUACACUUCAGCGUUACCUCCUGCUUGGCCCUCUACACUUUUCCAUCUGAUGGAUUUUUGUUUUGUGAUAUGCUCUGUAGAUAAGUCCAGUCUACUGAAUCUAAAACAGUUGCAAUGGAUGGCAAUGCGUUUCUUGCAAAUAACUGUAUUGAGCUCAAAUGUUGUCUAAAUGUAAAAUCUGACCAACGUGGUUAUGACUAUGAAUUUACUAAUAUCUUGUAUUUAUGCACACACAUGCUCCAGAGCAUUAAAAAAUGGGAUGGGAGCGGUUCAGGCCCAAUGGGAGACGAUUCAAAUGCUGCACGCCAUUCUGGUUAUGUUCAGACAAAGAGUUGGUAAUGUUGACUUACUCCUGCGUUGAGCCCCUACAUUGAUAUAAAUACCCAGCGCACAUCCCCCAUGCUUGGGCCUCUGGACACAGAAGCACUUUGACAUUUCGGGUUAAUCUCUACAUGAGUUCUGCGUCCCGCAGCGCUUGAGCAACCAAUCUCUGCCUCCAUUUUACUCCCGCUCUUUGAUGUUUCCUUCAAGUUGUGGGCGGUUUACCACUCCCGCUUCACCUCCAGCUUCCCUUCCUCUUCAGGCAGCGUAGCAGAACACGCAUCAUGACAGCCACUACACCGCUAAUCUAAAGUCGUCGGAGAGAUGUGGCUCGCACAGCUCAGCGCCUAAGGUUGCAUUUUUGCACUAAAAGGUCGUAUGGUGCACAGUCGCCGCUUGUUGGUUCUAAGAUUAAAUAUUGUGAGUAAAAGUGAAAGUGGUGUUUUCACCUAAAAAUGUUUACAGGUUGUCAAACGGUCGUGACAAUUGAUGGGAACUGUAUUUAGCUUUAUUAGCCGCUUUAGUUCACUCGCUUGCUUGACGCUGUAGCUUGCACACCCGUAGACUUAAUGCCAGUUAGAAAUCCCUGAAGAUGCGUUCGCAUCCAUUUAUUACAGCUGCACUGAAACUUAAAUAUUUAUGCUGAAAUCUGACAUUCUCGUGCACUUGAAGUUUUAUGUGGUUACGUUUGAAAAUUUGUGCAAGUCGAGCAUAUUUUUCUAUUUGGAAAUACUGUAAAUAGAAAUAUUUUCAAUGUAUGUUUUUAGAUCUGUUUGUUUGACCUAUUCUCGUAUUAAUUUUCUGUCUUAAAUUGUUUACUUAUGUUGUGAAGCUUUCAUUUCUACCAAUAAUUAUGACAUUAAGUGCAUUAAUGUUGAUAUUUGAGAGGUUUUAGAUACUCUAGUGGUGUGUGUGCGUAUGUGUGUGUGUGCGUGUGUGUGUGUGUGUGAGUUUGUAAGUGAGCUUGUUGGUGUUUGUUAUGUUGUUGAAUAUUCAGAGAACAUAAAUGUCUCUGCAGAGAAAUCGGAGGACGCUGAGAGGCCAGGGAUGAUGCAUCUGCAUGUUCUCUCCGUAGCUCUACUGCCAGUUUUUAGGAACAGAGCAUGUAUUUUUUUGUGGCACUGGAAUGAAGCAGGGUAAUGUAGGAUAUCUCCACUGAGUCUUUUAUACCUGCUAUGAAAGGAGGGGAUUAUGUGGUCUUAGGGUGUCUUGUUUUAAAUAAAAGAUCUGUAUAGCGAAAUGGUUCGUGCGAUCAAGGAGGGAUCUGUUUUUCGCCUCCAUGAGCUUGUAUAAUGUUCAAGUUUUGGAAUUAUUAUCAAGUAUGUAUGACUGAGUGUAGUGUUGCUUCUGAAAUAACACACAAGUUAUUUAUUGAUAAAUGUAUGAUAUUGUAAAAACUAACAAAAAAAAAAAAACCUUAUAACAAAUCGGUGUUGGUUUUGUAUGUACAGUUCCAGUGAGAAGCCUACAUAUAUUCCCCUUGGUAAUGAUGCAUAUGACCAUUUGACCUUAUAUGUUUCAGCAUGAAAUGAUGAUACAACAAACAACUUGCCUGCUUUUAGUUUGAAUUAAUUCUGGAUUUUCUUGCACAUGCACACAUGCUAAAAGAUAUUAUAGCCUCAAAUACAGUUGAAACCAGAUACUUAAAUACACUGUGUAAAAAUGUACCUGAUCUUUUUUUUUUCCUUCUAGGUCAGUUAGGAUUACCAAAAUAGUUUUUAUAAAUGCCAGAGUAAUACGACAUGUUUUUAAAAUUGUUAGUUCUCUUCAAACUAAAAAAUUUACACACAUUUUUUUAAUAAUUGGUAGAAUUUACUUUCAAACUACAUUUCUUGAAUCAAACAUUGUGGGUAUCCAAAAGAUGUGAAUUU